GGUGAGUCUGGCCGGAGCGGAGCGCUCCAAAAGCGGGCUGCUCCUGAGUGAGGGUCCGCUGCAGCCGGAAAGCUGAGCGGGAAUAAUGCAGGACGCGGCGGACGGAGAGGAGCCCAUUCUGGCUGGGACUGCCAGGGAAGAGCAGCGUCCAGUGAAGCAGUCCCUGGCUAGCUCUCUAUGUCGGGAAUCACAUUGGAAGUGUCUUCUCCUCACACUGCUUAUGUAUGGUUGUUUUGGCACACUGACCUGGUGUGGAUUAUGUAAGGUUCCUGUCCUCACAGUACCUGUAGAGCUUGCAGCUACAGUAUUGGAAAAUGAAGACCAGUCUACAACUUCAGCUGCUGCUAAUACCUUCAGCCCUGAUGAGUUGGCUCUGGACAGCCCUUGCUCAAGUGGCUAUGUCUACAUUCCUCUGGCCUUUCUGGCAAUGCUAUAUGUUGUCUACUUGGUGGAGUGCUGGCACUGCUACUCCAAAACUGCAAUGCUGGCUCAAGCAGAGGUUGCGGAGGUCUAUGAGCGUGUGCAGAGACUUCAGCAGGCUACACCAUGCAUCUGGUGGAAGGCCAUCAGCUACCAUUAUGUGCGAAGAACCAGACAGGUAACACGUUACCGCAAUGGAGACGCAUAUACCACCACACAGGUGUAUCAUGAACGGGUCAACACACAUGCAGCAAGUUCAGAGUUUGAUUAUGCUAGGUUGGGUGUAAAAGAUGUCUCAAAGGAGCUAAGGGGCCUCAUGGAGCAUCCAGCAGUGCGCCUGCGCUUUACAAAAUGUUUCAGUUUCUCCAGUGCCCGAGCAGAGGCUGCCUACCUCACACAACGUGCACGGUUCUUUGGGGAAAAUGAAGGCUUAGAUGACUACAUGGAGGCACGGGAGGGAAUGCACCUGAAGAAUGUAGACUUCCGUGAACAUAUGCUGGCCUUCCCUGACCCCGCUCGACAACCCUGGUAUGCACGCCGGAGGGUGUUCUGGCUUGCCUCAGCUUUGCUGCUGUCAUGGCCACUUCGUGUUGUGGCAGAAUAUCGCACUGCGUAUGUGCAUUACCAUGUAGAAAAGCUGUUUGGCGAUGAAGAUGACAGCAGCAGAGGGGACGGAAGUGACAAUGGAGGAAUCAAUGAGAAUGUAAAUGGACCUGGAGGAGGUGGCAUUGGAUCGAGCUACCGUGCCAUUUCCAGGGUUAACACCGUUGACAUGACAGAACUUGAGUGGCACAUUCGCUGCAAUCAGCAGAUGGUUCCCAGUUAUUCUGAGGCACUGCUGAUGGAUCCUGGCACAGAUGGUAACCAAGGUACUAACCCGCCUCCCCCUGGGGCAAACUCCAAUACGGGAGGUCCUACGUUGCCUGUGGCCUUUGCCUCAGCCUACCUGCUCCAGAGCUGCCCUCGCUGUCGCCGGUCCACUAGCAGCAUGUCACUUCCUUCCAGGCUGAGAGGCCCAACAGCAGCUUUGCUUACUGGCACUGUGGCUGGGAUGAGGGCUAGCGGAGCAGGAGGUGCUUCUGGAGGUCCAGGCAGGCUUGUGCUAAGCAGAAGUGGCUUUUCAUUGGGUCGUCUCCAGGCCACACGUCCCACAUCUCUGUUCCAUUCCCGCAGUGUGGGUGGAGGUCUAGGAGGAAGAGGGGAGGAGGGGGGAGGUACAGGAGCAGGAGGUGGAGGGUUUCUUGGUUUGAGCUCAAGACAGGAUGAGGAGAGUAGAGGGGUGUUAGAGGGAGAAGGGGAGGAGGAAGAAGAACAGGGAAAUGAGGUGUCUAGGGAGGAGGAGAGAGAAAGACAAGAAGAGGAAGCAGAGCAACCUGAAGAUAGCAACAGAGAUGAAGGAAGAGAGAGUGAAAGGGAUCGGCCUCCUGCAUAUCAGGAUGCAUUUUUCUUCCCUGUGCUAAUAGUGCACGGAGAGGAGAGUUGUCAUUCAGGUGAGGACAUCUCUUAAACAAGAAGUUCGACUUCCAGAAAAAGGAGAAAAUUGGAGGAUGGCUUUAUUAAGAUAGAGGUAGCACUGUUUUUCUAGGGAGGUAUAAGGGACAGUAGGAUCUGAUAGCCUUGGUUGUCAUGUAGAAAUGCUGUGGAGGUUGGAAAAUAUGACUCAUAAUAUCUAUGCAAGAUUGAGAGAAGUCAGGUUAAAUAAGCGAAAGAUACUUAAUUAGUUCUUUCUCCAUUUGUCAUGUUUCAAAAAGAAGAAUAUUAGAGAAGGAAGAAGACUAUGAAAGAAACAAAUAAAAAAAGAAAAUACCUGUGUACAUUUUCCAAAGAAAAUACAUCACAGAAAUCAUAGCUCAUAAUACAAGCAUUUCUGUUUCUGGUUUUCCACUAUCAAGUAACUGCAAUGAUAGACUUAUAAUCUUCAGGUACAACAAAAUCACCGUAAAUGCAGCCUUGGAACCCAAACGGACCACAGUCUUCUGGAAGACACCCCAUCUGUGCAUGUAACUUAAAGUUACCUCAGCCAAUGUGCUAACAACAGACUUGCAAUUUACAGUAUAUCCCAUUUUUCAGCAACAGAAGCAUUACAACCCUGUUUUCUGACCUCCAUCUAUCCAGCUUAGUCUGGUCUUCCUCAAAACAUCCUCAAAAACUCCCGUGUUGCAUGCUGUUUGUGGAGGCUUGGCCGAAGCAAGAUGAUUUUGGGAGAUCUGUUGAACAUGCUGUGGAGCUUUAGCUCAUGAAGGAAGAAGUGUUCCACCUCUGUUGUAUAGCUUGAACCAAGACUUCUCAUUUAAAAUGAGAAUGCUAUAUUCUGGACAUGAAAUGGCUCUGUACCUAGUUGAUAUGACAAGCAUAAAAACGUGGAGAGUGUUCUCAAUGCUGGAAGCUUCAUCACAUCACUUUGGUAUAGUGAAGCACAUUAUGUUUUGGGUACAUUUGCUAUAUUAGUAAGAUUAUUUGUUCUGUAGUGUAUCACCAGUUUUGCCUCAUGAAGGGCUUUGCUCAAAUACUUUGCCUCACAUAGACACCUUGUUUUAUGGGACGUUAUGGUGCAACCAUACAAUACAUUGCCUUCCAUUAUAGCCUCUAUACUUGUCUCUCAUAUUGUGUCACAUUAGCAUGAAUCAGCUAAUCAUUAAUGAAAAUGGUUAGUGUGCCAAGAAAUACUCACUGAUUGCUAAUAAUUGUAUGUAUCAGUGGCCACAGUCUGUACCCAUUUUGCAUAUAGGGCACACAUCUACCCAACAUUUUUUUUAUUUUUGCACAGAUACUCAUAACACCAUAUUUCCUGUUACUCAGUCCUACAUGUUAUAUUUGUUUGAGUGUUUUUAUGUUUGUAUGUAUAUUUGAUGCCUUUCUAUAUUUAGUGCUUGUGGAUCUGGGACUCAUACUACAGUUGCAAUAUGUCACUACUCAAGCUCUAUUGUUUGUCAUAGGAUAAGCAACCAUAUUUGGCAGGUUCACAUUUUCUCACUCUGAAAAAAAAAAGAGAAAAAGAAAAAAAUAUGAUGCUUUUAAGCUUCAGCUCCAUGGAUAGUUAGAGGUUCAAACACAUCCACUCAGUCAUUCACUCAGUUAUGUGAAUGGACAUGCUAUCAUUUAAAAACAUGCAGUCUAAGUAGACCUCCUAGUAGCACUCACAGGAUUCCAUAUUUGGGGAAAAAUCAAAGAGGGAAAAAAAAUGUUCAGGCAAUCUUGUCAGAAUGUUCUGUGCUGCAUAAUGAAUGUUGACUACCACUGAUGUUUUAAUGAGGAAUCACAGACAGAAGAUAUGCCACAAGCAUUUAAAUAAGAGGUUUUGCUCCACAUAUGUAAAGGCUUUAAACUACAGCCACAUUUUACAAGUGUAGAUUUAACUAAACUUGUUCGAUUAAUUAACAUUCCAGUGCAGACAACAGCUGAUUGUUAUGUGUGGUUGUGGAGUUGAUAUACAAGAGUAAGGCAGCUGAGUGUGUUUGUGUGUAGAUGUUUAAAAUAAAUGUGUGAUGCUGUUUUAAUUUUAAUUCCAUGUCAAGGCUUGUGGUGGUGG
This is a messenger RNA of Hemibagrus wyckioides, 3949 nucleotides long. RefSeq names its product transmembrane protein 151A. NCBI's taxonomy places the organism in Eukaryota, Metazoa, Chordata, Actinopteri, Siluriformes, Bagridae. The record is from RefSeq and is a predicted model, not a curated record. The coding region runs from base 86 to 1927 and encodes 613 amino acids. The transcript is spliced from 2 exons.